AUGGAGGAUCAGCAGAAAGAGUCCCAGGUGGUGGUGGUUGCGGAGACGGCUCCUAGUGAGGCUAGUUCUAUGACGUCAGGGAGUGAGGAGAUGAGAUUGAUGGAGAUGAGGAUUAAGCUAGCUGAGAUUGAAAUGCAGCGCCAGCAGCUGGUAGUAGAAUCACAGCGUCUAGCUUUGGAAGGAGCCAGUGCCCAUCGGGGUACGACGGUCACUAGUGGGGAGGAAGAUAGAAUGCUCAAAUUUGCAAAUUUGUUGAAGGGCGUACUUUCGCCAAUGCCGACUCAGGAGUCGCUCGUGCCCGGGUGGUUUGAGGACGUGGAAGCCACUCUAGAAGCAUAUAAUGUGCCUAAAGAAUGGCGGGCUGGUUUGGUGCUGCCGCUGCUUAGCGAGAGAGCAAGAGCGUUACUGACAAGACUGUCCUCUGUAGAGAGAACGCAGUACGAUAAAUUGAAGUCCAAAAUUCUUGAGGGCCUGCGACUAUCGACGGCUGAGUACAGACGUCUCUUCCUGCAAUCCAGGCGAAGUGGCAAGGAAACCUGGGAUCAGUUUGCCGUAAGGAUAGAAAACUAUCUGAGUUAUUACCUGCGCAGCUGUAAUGUGAAAAGCAUGGAAGAGCUGCAACAGUUGAUGGUAGUGGACCGUUUGAAGGAAUGCCUAACCCCAGAAGCGCGGGCGCAUAUAAUCCUUAAUGGUGGUGAAGGUCUUUUGAAGCCCAGCGACCUGGCAAAGAUGGCUGAGAAUUUUGAUGAAAGCCUCAAGUGCAAAACGAAUAGUAGCGGAAACACUGUUCCUAAUAAGCAUCGUGAGAUCGUCAGUAGCAAAGCUAAAUCGGACAGCAGCUUGAGACCUAACACGUCUCACGCGGGAGCGAGACCCAAGAAGGGGGGUUGUUAUGGGUGCCAUUCCCCUGAUCAUAUUCUGAAGGACUGCCCGCAACGAAAAAAAGAACCGAAAGCGCAAACAAAUGCAGUCAGUGUAGCUACUGUGCCGGAGGACAAUGUGUUGGUUGCACGAGUAGCUGUACCUAUAGCAGAUAGGAAAUUAAGCCACGAGCCGGCAGACGGUAGUGACAAGCUGCACUUUAAUAAGCUACAGGAGGUGCAACUAAAAAAUAGUGGCAGCACGUUCACUGCAUAUGUGGACUCGGGAGCGGAGAUAUCAGUGAUAAAGAGGUCAUCGGUGAGCAAAUAUGAUACAUCUGGAUCUACGUUAAAACUAAUAGGCGCGUUUGGAGAAGUAAAAACGGCCGAGUUGGCAUACGUACCUCUCAGAUUGGUUAUGAGCACCACAUAUGUAUCGUCGGAACAAGCCGAUCCCGUCUUCCUGUGUGCAUUAGUUGACAGAUUAGCUGAGGGCACCACUGCGCUAAUAACACCUGAUGUGUAUGAGCAGCUUCGGCGUACGUUUGAUCCAUCCGUUACCCCUAAUGAAGGAGAAUGUGUGAAAGAUGAUACAGUAGUCAGGGAUACUCUGUUAACAGAAGUAGACGAUAUAAACUCUGAUGAGGAAGACAACGGACUUGUCGAAGAGGAUGACCUGGCACCGCGCAUCUCUAGCUUGCAAGUGGUACAGAGUCGGAACACCGAAAGGCAGGGUAGUCGGGCGGAGUUCAUAGAACUACAAAAGAAUGACCCAACGUUAGCGGACGCAUGGGAUCAAGCGCGUGAGGGAACGCAUGGUAUGACGAUCAUCGAUGGCCUACUUUAUCAUCAGGACAGCAUAAACGGCCACACUUGUAAACAACUAGUCCUACCGGAGGAAAAGCGCGCAGAAGUCUUGCAGUUAGCGCACGACAUACCGUGGGCUGGGCACCUGUCACAGAAAAAGACUUUGCAACGAAUAAAGGGCUCCUUCUACUGGCCUGGAAUUAGUGGAGAGGUAAAGCGCUAUUGUCAAAGCUGCCAUGGUUGCCAAAUUAAGUCUCCUGCCCGAUGGUCGGACAAAGUACCGAUAACACCGAUUGCACGACCUAGCGUACCUUUCCAAGUAGUUAAUAUGGACUGCAUAGGACCAAUAGAUCCGCCGUCGUCUAAGGGACACAAGUAUGCGCUUUGUGUAGUGGAUCUUUGUACUCGGUGGCCCGAGGUAGUAUGCCUGCGAACACUGACGGCCAAAGCUGUAUGUAGUGCUCUACUUGAAAUCUUCGCACGGUUAGGCGUACCCGAAACCAUAUGCUGCGAUAACGGAACGAACUUUACAGCAAAGCUCACAAGGGAGUUUCUAGAGCGAAUGGGAUCCACACCCAGAUUUUCUACCCCUGACCACCCUCAGAGUAAUGGCUUAGUUGAGCGGUGGAACGGGACGUUUAAAUCCAUGCUGUUCCACGUAGUUGAGGAAUACGGUAGAGACUGGGAUAAACACGUGCCUUUCUUACUGUGGGCGUACCGGGAGGUCCCUAAUGUAACAACGGGGGAGUCCCCAUUCGAAAUGAUGUACGGAAGAUCUCCGAAUGGGCCGCUGUCUAUACUACAAAAGACCUGGACGGAAGACUGGACCGUUCCAAAUGAGCUAAACAAACCGGCCAGUGAGUACUUAGCAGAACUCCGUCAUAAGAUAAAUGUCGCUGAUGAAAGAGCACGCGCGGCAGUCGCCGAGAGUCAGGAACGGAGUAUCACGCACUACAACCUACGCACUAGGGACAAACAGAUUUCUGAUGGUGAUCAAGUUAUUUGGUUUGACGACAACAAUGGGGGCAAACUAAGACCAAAGUGGACAGGUCCCGCGACGAUCCUCGAGCGCACGCGGCCAUACUCGUAUCUGAUUGAGUUUGAAGAUGGUAACCGAAAAACUGUGCACGCUAACAAACUCAGGCCAUACUAUGCAAGAGCGAACACGGUAGGCGUUAUCUUUGACGAGGAUAAUGAUUUUGGGAAAGUAGAAUGGGUUCCUAGAAGAGAAAAUGGAAGUCAGGAGCUAACGCUGACUACAGAUGACUUGACUCAUCAGCAAUUGGAAGAACUAAGGUCAGUUAUCAACAAGUACAAAGAUGUCUUUGGGCAGACCCCAGGAAGAUGUAAAAUAGGAUACCAUUCAAUCAAGGUUAAGACCGGUGCAGAACCGCAGAAGGCCUAUCCUUAUCGAAUACCAAUGGCACUUCGGAAGGAGGUAGAGAAGCAGAUUCAUGAACUGCUGGAGUGGGGCUUAAUCUAUCCCGUUGAAAGCAAAUAUGCACAUCCGAUCGUGUGUGUAUCCAAAAAGGACGGGGGAAUGCGUCUAUGUGUUGAUUAUAGGAAAUUAAAUGCCAUCACCGAACCGGAUGCUUUUCCUAUGAGUCAAGCUAAUGAAAUUCUCUAUCAAGUAGCUGGAGCAAAAUUCAUAACCGUCAUUGAUAUGCUGAGAGGCUACUGGCAAAUUCCUUUGGAGAAGAACGCAGAACACUGCACAGCUUUUGUAACGCAUCAAGGACAGUACGCUUGGCGCGUAAUGCCGUACGGACUAAGGAAUUCCGCCUCCACGUUCCAAAGAGUCGUUAAUGAAGUUUUGUUACCUCAUCGUGAUUACGCAUGCGCCUACAUUGACGAUGUUGCUAUAUUCUCAGAGACAUGGGAAGACCAUAUACGGCAUCUUGGCAAGGUACUUAACGCAGUAGCAGAUGCUGGUUUAACUAUAAAUGUAAAGAAGUGUAAAUUUGCACAGAAACAAGUGCACUUCUUGGGACAUGUGGUUGGGUCUGGCACUCAUGCACCCGACCCUGGUCGGAUCAAAGCAAUAGAAGAAAUUGCUAGACCUGAGACAAAAAAGGAUCUACGAAGUUUCUUAGGCCUAUGCAAUUAUUACAGAGAUUAUGUGCCAAACUUCUCGGGGGUGGUGUUACCUUUAACGCAGUUAACCUGUAAGCGUAUACCGCAAAAACUACCUUGGACCACAGAAGCAGAAAAGGCAUUCUGUGAAGUCAAAAGGUGUUUGGCUAGUGCGUCUCUACUUUACGCUCCUGAUCCCGGAAAGGGCUACCUUCUUGCCACCGAUGCCUCUGAUUACGCAGUAGGGGCAUGUUUGUCACAAUUGGGGGAUGAUGGGAAAGAACACCCUAUUGCUUUCUUGAGCAGAAAGCUGUCUCCAACCCAGACCCGCUGGGCAACCAUAGAACGAGAAGUGUUCGCUAUUAUCUGGGCGCUGCAGCGACUAGAGACGUGGCUGUUUGGUGCUAUGAUCACCAUAAUAACAGAUCACAACCCGUUGAAGUACUUGACGCUAACGACACCACACAGUGCUCGGCUGACGCGAUGGGCCCUGGCUCUACAAAAGUUCAACGUCACUAUCGUUCAUAAACAGGGAACAUUAAAUGCCAACGCGGACGCCCUGUCCAGACUGACAACCGCCACUGAGUGCUCUACUUAG
Ornithodoros turicata is the source of this 4338-nucleotide messenger RNA. RefSeq lists its product as uncharacterized. Gene Ontology annotation, biological process: DNA integration. The coding region runs from base 1 to 4338 and encodes 1445 amino acids. NCBI's taxonomy places the organism in Eukaryota, Metazoa, Arthropoda, Arachnida, Ixodida, Argasidae. The transcript has a single exon. The record is from RefSeq and is a predicted model, not a curated record. Gene Ontology annotation, molecular function: nucleic acid binding; zinc ion binding.